Miscanthus lutarioriparius is the source of this 942-nucleotide messenger RNA. The record is from the annotation of a GenBank genome assembly. NCBI's taxonomy places the organism in Eukaryota, Viridiplantae, Streptophyta, Magnoliopsida, Poales, Poaceae.
AUGGCGUUGCUGUAUGCGCUUCUCUCCGCCUGUAUCGCUGAUAAACCCGUCUCGCAAGAGGAAGAGGACAGGAAGUCGUCGCUCUUCACGAAGGGCUAUGAUGCUCGGCAUCGUGUCGCUCUUCGGUUGAUAGCGGCAUGGCUUGACGUCAAGUGGAUCAAAAUGGACUGCAUUCCAGAUAAUAUAUCCAAUGAAAUUCUGAACAUCUUGGCAUCACUUGGACACACUACGCCAGGUGAUACAUAUGCUCUCAUUCUCUUCGACCCGACAGGUUUAGCUGCACCAGCCAUUGCUGCAGGAUUUGGUGCUCUAGCUCCAACACUGGGCACACUUGUCCCUUUCAUAGGAGCCAGUGGAUUUGCUGCUAUGGCUGCUGCGGCAGGAUCUGUUGCUGGCUCCGUGGCAGUUGCUGCCUCAUUUGGAGCUGCUGGGGCUGGCUUGACGGGUACCAAAAUGGCAAGACGAAUUGGUAAAGUGAAAGAAUUUGAGUUCAAACCUAUUGGUGAUAACCAUAAUCAGGGUCGCCUUGCUGUUGGCAUCCUGGUUUCUGGAUUUGCAUUUGAUGAGGAGGAUUUCUGUAAACCUUGGGAAGGCUGGAAGGAUAACCUAGAGAAGUACAUCCUUCAAUGGGAGUCCAAGCAUCUAAUCGCAGUGAGUACAGCAAUACAGGAUUGGCUGACAUCAAGACUUGCAAUGGAAUUGAUGAAACAAGGUAAAUGCAAACUCUCUACUUUUUUUCCUGAUUCUAAACUGGUCAGGCCUGUGACUCUCGUUGGGUUCUCGCUUGGAGUGCGAGUCAUAUUCAAGUGCUUACAGGUUGAUGUUACCGAGCUUGUUGAUGGCCAUUCUUCGUACCUGUCGGCUGCCCAGCAGAUCCUGGAGCGUCUUGAACUGAAUACCUACUAUCCUGUUUUUGUUCCCCUUCCGGAGGCCAGGAAAUAA